Molecule: messenger RNA, 1858 nt
Organism: Aspergillus pseudonomiae
Lineage: Eukaryota; Fungi; Ascomycota; Eurotiomycetes; Eurotiales; Aspergillaceae
Product: fungal specific transcription factor domain-containing protein
Exons: 6
Coding region: 177-1661 (494 amino acids)
Biological process (GO): DNA-templated transcription
Molecular function (GO): DNA binding; zinc ion binding
Source: RefSeq, a predicted model, not a curated record
AGUUAUCUGCGCAAACUGCAAGAAUCCUACACCAGGAAGCAAGAAAGGCAGGUCUCCACACGUGCCAGCUCAGAGGAUGUUUCAAUUCCGGCGCCCAAUACCGACUUGUCGCCCGGGCAUGGUUAGCAGAUAAACUAGCAUCGGCGAAGAGUACAGGCUAAACAGUUACAGGGGGUAUGCAUGUAUCCGGCGCGAAUGCGACCGAUGGAGAAGCUAUUACGAACCCCCUGGUGUCUGCCACUUCGUUCUAUCUUCAAGACACCCCUGGGCGAUACCGCUUUUGUGGGCCAUCAUCUACCUGGUCGUUCUCUCAACGUGUCUUUCUUUUACUAAAAACAGCGGUGCCCGAAUUUCCUGCCCCUGAACUGCCAUUUCACGUUGAUGGGACUACGUGGGAGUUGAACUGGGCACGAACAAGUCUAGAUAGUGAUCAGUUACUGGCAGGACUCCCAUCCCUCCAUGAUGCCCUAUAUCUUUUGGAGGUGGCCAAGUUUCAUUCCUACCAGAUGCUUUUUCUAUUUGACGAGGAGAAGUUCCUACCGCACCUACAUGAAUUUUACCAAAAAGGCCUCGAGAAAGCGAGGAGCUCGCCUCUUUGGUUCAUUCAAUAUCUACUAAUUAUUGCCCUUGCAAAACGCACCACCACUAAGUCAAGGAGUUCCAGCUCGCCACCAGGAUUUGUAUUCUUUGAGCGUGCCAUGUCUCUUAUGCCAGAUUGGGUUGGAUUGCACCGACGUCGUCCCAACCUGGGGAUGCAAAUCUUAUACUUGGCCGGGUUGUAUCUAGUAUCGGUGGAUAUGAAAGACGCCGCAUAUGCUUAUGUCGGCCAAUCAUUCCGGACUUGUAUCAUCGAGGGACUCCAGAAAGAGCCACCCAUCGAUCUCUUCGGCGUGAAGUUCGCAAACGAAGGUAGGAAUAUAUGGUGGACCACAUAUAUACUAGAUCGUCAGCUUUCAGUCAUGGUGGGCGCACCGUGCUCGAUCCAAGACAGCGAGAUUACCUGCUCUUUGCCUUCAUCUUAUGAUGCUUCAGAACGUGGGACGCUAUUGACAGUCCAUGUCAAGCUUUCUCGGAUUAUGGGGGAUAUUAUAAAAUCCGUUUACACAGCGGAUAGUAAACAACGGCGAUCAUUCAUCGCUACAGUUCAGUCGGUAUUAAGAGAUAUUGCAGAUAUUCUGCGGGAGAUCGAGAAUGUCUCUGCCAGGACUGCGCACCCCACCCUCCGCACAGUUUCCACUACGACCAACCACCUGUUUCUGUUGUACCAUCAGUGCAUCAUUCUGGCAACCCGCCCUCUAUUCCUAUAUUUCCUGACCCACCGAUUGAAGAAGCCCCGGGGUUCCAACGGAGCGACAAAUGAAUUUAUCCCCCCACCUCUCAGACCACUGCUGGAGACUUCUUUGCAAUCCGCCAAAAUUUCACUGAGGACCUUAAUAUCACUACAUGAGCAGUCGUCACUUGAAUCCUUCAUCCCAUUCAACCAAGACAACGCCUUCUUCUCUGCGUUUAUCGUCGUUCUCGCUUUUUUCAUCGAGCCGUCAUUAGUACCCGAUGUGGAAAAUUACAUCUCGACGGCCUCAUGGUUGCUGAAUGCCCAGAUUGCGAACGGAGACCUGGCAGCUAACAACGGAGCAAAGAACUUGACCUCCUGCAGCGGAUGACAGUAGAGAUUGUGCGCGUAGAGCAACAACAGCUCGGAGCCCACGAAGAUAUCGUAUCGCGGAAUGACCUAGAACAACGUCCCUCAACCCCAGACAACUUUGCUAGUUGGGCUGUUGACGUUGAGAACAUCGACAUAAACCAUACGCAGAUACUAGACCUGGCUGACCAAUUGGACGUCCUUCAAGAGAGUGUGUGG